Molecule: messenger RNA, 1708 nt
Organism: Cannabis sativa
Lineage: Eukaryota; Viridiplantae; Streptophyta; Magnoliopsida; Rosales; Cannabaceae
Product: 3-hydroxyisobutyryl-CoA hydrolase-like protein 3, mitochondrial
Exons: 11
Coding region: 113-1483 (456 amino acids)
Biological process (GO): L-valine catabolic process
Cellular component (GO): cytosol
Molecular function (GO): 3-hydroxyisobutyryl-CoA hydrolase activity
Source: RefSeq, a predicted model, not a curated record
AUAUCAAAGCAAACACCACCUUCAGAGAAUAGUUUGCGAAAACGAAAAAUUGAGAGAAGACAAUAAUAGAACAUAACAUAGGUUGGCACAAAAGAGAAAGGCAUGCUAUGCAAUGCAAGGGUUGAUAGGAGCCACUACCCAAGCCAUAGCUUUCUCCAAAGCAUCAAUUCGCCAUUUCAACUCACCUACUACUCAUAAACUCCUCAACCCUUCUCUUCUUCAUCUACCCAACAAACCCUUAUUCUUCAACCUUCGAACCUUCGCCAUAAUGGCAACCCUCGACAACUUCGUCAACGGAAGCGUUCACCCGAACGGCGUCGCCGUCAUCACCCUUGAUCGUUCCAAAGCGCUCAACGCCAUGAAUUUAGAAAUGGAUGUCAAAUACAAAAGUUAUCUUGAUGACUGGGAAUCUGAUCCAAGGGUGAAAUGUGUUCUGGUCAAUAGCAGCUCGCCUCGUGCUUUUUGUGCUGGUAUGGAUAUUAAAGGAGUUGUUGCUGAAAUUCAAAAGGACAAGAACACUCCUCUUGUUCAGAAGGUUUCUUCACGACACUCGUUUAGCGGUGAUGUGAAGAAGAUCACAACUAAUAAACAACUGUCAGAUAUAAUUGAGGUUUUUCAAGCUGAGUACUCUCUGAUAUGCAAAAUCUCUGAUUACAAGAAGCCUUAUAUAAGCUUCAUGGAUGGUAUCACAAUGGGCUUUGGGAUUGGUCUUUCAGGUCAUGGUCUCUAUAGGAUUAUAACAGAGAGAACACUUCUUGCUAUGCCUGAAAAUGGAAUUGGUUUGUUCCCAGAUGUGGGGUUCUCAUAUAUAGCAGCACAAAGUCCGGGAGGAGGAGCUGUUGGUGCUUACCUUGGAUUGACUGGAAAAAGAAUCUCUACACCCUCAGAUGCACUAUAUGUAGGGCUUGGGUCACAUUUUGUACCGUCUGGAAACUUGGCUUCACUAAAGGAAGCCCUUCUUUCAACAAACUUUUCUGAGGAUCCACAUCAAGAUGUGAAAGAACUUUUGGGAAAAUUCGGUAGCAACCCCGAGGCGGAGGCUCAAUUAAGUUUGCUUUUACCUCAAAUAAUAUCGUCUUUCGGUUCAAAUAAGUCAGUUACUGAGACAAUUGAAUCACUGAAAAGUUACCAGCAGAGUUCAGAUGAAACUGUAGUGGAGUGGGCAAAUGAAGCUCUUCAAGGGAUAGCUAAAGGUGCUCCCUUUUCACUUUGCUUAACACAAAAGUACUUCUCCAGAGUUGCAUCUGCAUAUGGAAAAAGGGAGAAUGAAUUAUCUUCGCUUACUGGUGUAAUGAAAACUGAAUAUCGCAUUGCUUUGAGAUCUUCUUUGAGGAAUGAUUUUGCUGAAGGUGUUCGAGCAGUGUUGGUUGAUAAGGAUCAGAACCCCAAAUGGAACCCGUCGACGUUGGAGGAAGUUGAUGAGAAGGAAGUAGAAGGUGUGUUUGAAGCACUGAGCCCGGGAGUUGAGGAACUGCGUGUUUGACUUACGUUAAAAAAAUGCUUCGUUUUGUUGGUAAUAACUAGCAUGGAAAGGCAAUAAUAGACUUUUAAAUGAAUACAUUUUGGUACCAUCUUUUUAUUUUCUUUGCAAAUUGCAAUCCCUCGACAGUGAAUGAACUUACACAUAAAUAAUCUUUAUCACAACCUAGUGUGAUAUUUAUGAAAAAGUUUCAUGACGAUAUAUAUAUACAUAUAUAUUUUCUGGCUA